AUCUAGCUCUACAUACAAAGUCUACUCUUCAGUCCCUUGAGUUUUCUACACAGCCAUGGGAGAUAAACUUGUAUUCUUAGCUGUGGUAGCAAUCUGUUCUACUGUUAGUUGCAUGCCUGGCCAUGGCCCUGGCAAACCAAAGCCUCCACCUCCUACUAGUGGAUAUGAGAAGUACAGGAAUCAAACCAAUGAGGAGAACGCAAAUCGGGAGGUCAAUUUUCGUCUCAUUGAGGUGGACAUUUUGCUGACUUCGAAUCAACAAGCUCUGUUAGAAGCCACGGCCAAUCAGAAUGACCCCUUCUCUCCGCUCAAUGCUGUUGUUAAUAGGGAAGAGUUCCUCUGGAAAAAUAGCCGUGUUCCAUACACCAUUGAUAGUGAAAUGAGCUCGUCUGCUGUGAAUGCAAUAAGAAGUGCUAUGGAUACCUAUGAAAGUCAGACAUGCAUCUCUUUCAUUGAGCGUACAAAUGAGGAAGACUAUGUUCGCUUUUUUUCUGGCCAAGGUUGCUACUCCUACAUUGGUCGUAUUGGUGGUGAACAAGAUAUUUCCAUUGGCAGAGGCUGUGAAUACUCUGGAAUUGUGAUGCAUGAGAUCUUCCAUUGUUUGGGAAGGUGGCACGAACAGAGCAGACCAGACAGAGAUUCCUUCAUCACCAUUAACGACAACAGCAUUCGUUCAGGUUUCGAAAAUAAUUUUGAAAAGGUCAGCUCAUCUUAUGCAACUACACAAGGUGUUCCCUAUGACUACGGCUCAGUUAUGCACUAUGGUGCCUAUGCAUUCACCAAUGAUGGACAGCCUACCAUUGUGCCAGUCAGAACAUCAGGAGUUGAGCUUAAUGACCUAGGACAGAGAGAUGGAAUGUCAGCAUAUGAUUUGCAACAUGCCAGAGCUUUGUACUGCUCAGAUGAGGUGACUGCAUCCUCUCAAUGGAGCAACUGGGGUUCAUGGUCCUCUUGCAGUAGGGCGUGCAAUGGAGGAACCAGGAGUAGAACGAGGACUUGUGUUGGAGGGUUCACUUGUCCUGGCAAUAAUAUUGACACAGAGAACUGCAAUACUCAGAGUUGCAAACAAGAGGCCACGUGGAGCAGUUGGAGUGAGUGGAGUGGUUGCAGUGCCAGCUGUGGGACCGGAAGACAAGAAAGACAGAGACAAUGUGUGAACGGCAACGCAUGCAGUGGACGCUUAAAGCAGUUUCGAGAUUGCAACUCUCAAGACUGUCCUGAAGUGUCUGAGUGGGGAUCCUGGAGUGGUUGGAGCUCUUGUAGCCAGACAUGUCAGGGUGGAAGACGGUACAGAAGGAGAAGAUGUAUCAAUGGUAACAACUGUGUUGGAAUCAAUGUGGAAACCAACUACUGUAACUCUGACGUCUCUUGCACAACUAUUACUGUUGAGGUUGGAGAGUGGUCAGAAUGGAGUGAUUGUACGGCUGAGUGUGGCGGGGGGACUCGGUUCAGAUCUCGACAGUGCUCAGGGGAUUCCCAAUGUGUUUCCGCACAGAAUGAAGAUUGUAACACAGAGGACUGCAACCCAGAACCAGAGCUAAGAGGGGUUCAGCAUGCUGGGUGCUACUACCUGCCUGCGUACAGUAACAGUCUCUAUUUUCUGGAAGGAGAGACGGAAGACUUGUCAGACUCACCAACAUCUAGAGACGAGCCUGUGAGGAAAUGUGGCUCAGCUGCUCAAUUGCUUGGAUAUCAGUUCUUUGCUGUCACUGUGGGAUACUGUAUAUCCGGAUCUAGUAGUAAAGCUGAAUACACAAUAUUCCCAGCUAAUACAGAUCUUUGCCAAGGUGGUAUAGGUGGGCAAUAUGCUGGCUAUUUUCUCAUGGAUCUCUAUGAGAUUGCUGAUGUGAGAAGCUUCUCAGAAUCUGUCGUGAGCAUUGUAGGAACGGAAGCUACAACAAGUAGUGCAGCUAGGCAUGCCAGUUGUGUUCACCUGUUGCUUUUGCUCAUUAGCAUUGUGGCAAUUUACUUAUAACUAGAUCUGUUAUAUAUAGAGAACUGUUUAUUAUUUAGUUUUGUAUUGUUUGUACAUAUCACAUCAUGUUUUUGCGAAUGA
Messenger RNA from Halichondria panicea, 2056 nucleotides. Its product is annotated as zinc metalloproteinase nas-37-like. Gene Ontology annotation, biological process: proteolysis. The record is from RefSeq and is a predicted model, not a curated record. Gene Ontology annotation, molecular function: zinc ion binding; metalloendopeptidase activity. Bases 56 to 1975 code for a protein of 639 amino acids. The transcript is spliced from 11 exons. Lineage: Eukaryota; Metazoa; Porifera; Demospongiae; Suberitida; Halichondriidae.